Messenger RNA from Ostrinia nubilalis (European corn borer), 1028 nucleotides. RefSeq lists its product as uncharacterized. The coding region runs from base 33 to 1028 and encodes 331 amino acids. The transcript has 2 exons. NCBI's taxonomy places the organism in Eukaryota, Metazoa, Arthropoda, Insecta, Lepidoptera, Crambidae. The record is from RefSeq and is a predicted model, not a curated record.
GCGAGCGGUCGCACCACGAUGCCGCGCCCAGAAUGAGGACGCUACUACUGAUAUACUUCGCGACGUUAGUGCAGUGUGAAUAUAAGGGUGAUUUUGUGAAGCAUGUAAGACAUGGUGGGCGGACGUUGAUAAGGCAUGGCAGGUCCCGCGUGCAUUUCUCGCGGAUGCACUCCAGGGCCCGGGAUCUGGUCGCGCAAGUCAUCGAAGCGGAGAGAAGCAGUGAGUUAGAAAGCAUCGACAAAUCUGGAGAGGAUCCAGUGGUGUCAGCUUUACGACCGUACGGAGCGCCGGACGAUGACGACGGGUCUCCUAAGGAUAGCAUAGACACAUUCCAAAAGUUCUUCGGAAAUAUCUCCCAAAUCAGUCAUCCUACCCUAGAUUUCACGACAGAAGACGUGUCGUUACUAGACCAUCUCCUAAACGUAGAACAUAGCUACAAUAAUGACACACAAAGAAUGACAAUGGAUGACGUCAACACUGAAACUAAUAUAACAAAUGAAACGUUGAAUGAAGGUGAAAACGUCACAGUGUCAAGACCAAGUGUUCACGAGGAUGUAGUAACUAAAUUCCUAAGAUUGAUAGAAACGCAACAUUUGUUAGGAGAAAAUUGUACAGCUGGUACGCAUCUUAAUUUAGGAGAAGGCGUUGUUGAUAGAUACGCCCAAGAAAGAUUUAGAAUAGAAGCAGACGUAGCAGUAAAUAGAGCCAACAUGCUGACUAGACUUUGGAAAUACGCUGGCUCGACUGUGAUGCACAAUGAGUAUUUGCUGCACGCAAGCGUUUUUUCGAUGGUGGAGUUCGACGACGAUAUAUUUGCAGCGGGGAACUGUUACGACCAAUACCAAUAUAAGGAUUACCAACUGUUCUGCCCUUUCGCGUACAGAUUGCCGGAAGGGCCAAUAUUGGCGAAGGACUUGGCGGUGGAGUACAAAUAUUUGAGCAACACUUCGGAGUGGUUUUACAUCGCUCGCAAAAAUGCUGAACGCGUGAUUCGUAACCACAACCAAUUUAGAAGAGGUGAGUGGUAA